AUGGCGUCGGGAGGAAAGCACUGGGAACAAGACAAGGAAGCGACCGUCUAUGUCGGCAAUCUCGAUGAGCGUGUGACGGACCAACUCGUCUGGGAGUUGAUGCUCCAAGCUGGCCGCAUCGUCAACGUCCAUCUCCCCAAAGACCGCGUCACGCAAACACACCAGGGCUUCGGCUUCGUCGAGUUCGUCAGUGAGGAGGAUGCCGACUAUGCCGCCAAAAUUAUGAACCAGAUCCGCCUAUGGGGAAAGCCCAUUCGUGUCAACAAGGCUUCAGCAGAUAAGCAAAAGACUCUGGACGUGGGUGCUGAGCUCUUCAUCGGAAACCUGGAUCCCAUGGUCGACGAGCGCGUCUUGUUCGAGACUUUCAGCCGCUUCGGCAGCUUGACCUCUGCGCCAAAGGUCGCCCGCGACGACGCAAACCUCAGCAAGGGCUACGGUUUCGUUUCCUUCACCACCUUUGAAGCAUCCGACGACGCCAUCGCAAACAUGCACGGCCAAUACCUCAUGAACAAGGAAAUCACCGUCCAGUACGCCUUCAAGAAAGAUGGCAAAGGAGAGCGUCACGGAGAUGCUGCAGAGCGUGCCCUUGCUGCUGCCGGUCGUGAACACAACAUCGAGCCUCAAGUCCAACCUCUACCCCCGCAACUCAUGGCUCCUCAAAUCGCUACUCCUAUCGCACCACCCACACCAAUGUCUGCCGCUCCUUACGGUGCCUCGCCCGUGACCGGCGGCUACGGCGCCCCUCCCACUGCCAGGACUCCACUUGCCGCCCCGCCCGCUGCCGCUGGUGUGCCUGCAAGGCCCCCUCCCAGUGUUGGUGGUUACAAUGGACCUCAAGGCUUUGCGCCACCAGGAUUUGCUCAUCCUCCGGCCGGUAUGCCGCCUGGCUUUGGUCCGCCCCCAGGAUUUCAGCCACCGCCGGGUAUGCCCGGUAUGCCCCCUGGUUUCGCUGCUCCACCACCAGGCAUGCCUCCUAAUGCCUACCAGAGGCGAUGAAAUGAUACCUUGUGAAAAAGGAGGCUCCAUAUAGCAUUCAGUGAAGAGUUGUUGUUUUUAGCGAGGCGUUCAUGACAUGCUCGGAAUUAUGUUGCAUGGGAAAAGGCGAAGGAAAUGUGUACUCAAACGGAGCCCAAGGAAACGUAGGUAUAGCAAGGAAGAAAAUGUCCAAUGAGAAACAGAAAAUGACGUUUAUCCUGCAG
Aureobasidium pullulans EXF-150 is the source of this 1199-nucleotide messenger RNA. Its product is annotated as RNA-binding domain-containing protein. Gene Ontology annotation, molecular function: RNA binding. NCBI's taxonomy places the organism in Eukaryota, Fungi, Ascomycota, Dothideomycetes, Dothideales, Saccotheciaceae. The coding region runs from base 1 to 996 and encodes 331 amino acids. Gene Ontology annotation, cellular component: nucleolus; U12-type spliceosomal complex. Gene Ontology annotation, biological process: positive regulation of mRNA splicing, via spliceosome. The transcript has 3 exons. The record is from RefSeq and is a predicted model, not a curated record.